This is a messenger RNA of Closterium sp. NIES-65, 2352 nucleotides long. The record is from the annotation of a GenBank genome assembly. Lineage: Eukaryota; Viridiplantae; Streptophyta; Zygnematophyceae; Desmidiales; Closteriaceae.
AUGAAUGGGUGGGACGAGGAUCUGUGCGGGUGCUGCUUUGACCGUGCAGUGAGUCCGCGAGCACAGCGAGCACUUGCCAUGAAGAACCUGGAGGACUUGCGUUUCCACCUGCGCAAUCUGCAGCCUCGUUGCAUCCCCGCAGCAGAUCCCACGCAGCAGCAGCAUCAUGAAAUGUUUUCUCAGGAGCAGUUUGCGUGGAAGGCAGAGAUGGCGCCUCGCCUUUGCGCAGAAGGGAUGUUUCUCGAGUGGAUGGCUGAGCCUCGUGUGGCACACUUCGUCUUGCGUUCGUCGGCCUGGCCAGCAAUCGCCACUGAGCUGGGGGCGAGCAGGCAGAGGGAGAGUGACAACUUUGCGUCCAUGCUGGUGCAGGUGCUGGGGGUGAAGGAGAGUGCUGAUCUGCAGGAGGGGUUUGGGUUCUUUGUGCAGCAACUGCUGUCAGGCGGGCUGGAGGAGGCGCAUGCAGAGAGGAGGGGGGGAGCUGGGGGAAAGACAGCUGAGAAGGUGGAUAAGGAGGGGAAGCGGAAGGGGGGAGCUGAGGGGAAGGCUUCUGAGAAGACGCAUGGGGAGGGGAAGGCGUCACAUGGGAAGGAUGAUGGGAGACACGGAGAGGAAGAGGCAGGGAGCAAGGUAGAGAUUGAUAGGGUUGCUGGCAAGUGCGGGAGGGUUAGUUCGGACUUGAGCUGGAGGGAGCAUCUGAAGGGGCGUGUGUGGGAGAGGUAUGUGGAUGGCAUAGCUUGGAUUCUGGAGCAUGGAGGGGGGGAAGGGAGGGAGUUAAGGUUCGGCGCCAUCCCCAAGCUUCUGGAGGGAAGCGGCGUUCCUUUAGAGUGGGAGGAGUGGCCUGGGGGCGGCGAAGCUGCUGUGAAGUUUCCUGUCAACCGAAAGGAGAGGUGUGUUGGGCUUGGGAUUGUGGAGGAGCGUGGUGAAGCAGGUGAGAAGCUGACCCAGGACCCUCGUCAGCACAUACCUGAAGCAGAAGGGAGGUGCAGGCGUGCAAGAGGGAAAGGGUGUAAGGCAGUACGCCAAGGAGCUGGUGUGGAAGCCGAACAGAGCAGAGCACGUGGGAGAGGUGAAGCAUCUCGAAAUGAUGAGCAGAGAGUAAUACUACCACCCGCCAGGAGGAAGCUUCCCAUCGUUCGCUGCCUGGCAGAUGUGGACUUCCUGGUGGGGUUUGCCGGGUAUAUCAUGCACCCUCGGGCAUGCACCCAGUGCUGCACCUGCUCUGCAGAAUUCAUACAGUCUGUGUGCAUGGCUGCUCUCAUCGCCAACUUCGCUUACCGCCCAGUCAGCCAUCUUUUCUCCCGCGUGCUCUCAGCCUUCCCGCCAUCCUCCCCUGGCUUCCACAAGCUGGUUGAGUGCCUGGACCUCUCUGCACGCCUGCCCAGGCCUGUGAACCUGCAGAUGCUGCUCAGCCGGGCGGAGCAGGUGCCUCUGUACUUCCUCAUUCACAUGGCCGUGUGGUGCGCUCGUCAUCUUCUGGAAAGCUAUGAGUUGGAGCAGCAAUGCAGUGGAAACGAGCAGGUAGUGCAGUCAGGUGCGCGGAAAAAGGGUGUAGAGAAAAGGGGGAAAGGUGGGAGGGUGAGGGGGCAAGGCCUCUGGGAUGGUGAGGUGGAUCAGGAGAUUGGUGGAGAGGUGUGGGAGGAGGUGCGGAUGUGGUAUUGUGCAGCAAUGGCUGUGUGGAGUUUCAACAAGGGAAGCGAGGGAGAGAGUGAGGAGUGCAGGGGCAGCAGGAAGCGGGAGGGACUGGCUAAGGGGUGUGACAUCACAUGGAUUCUUGAGGCAGCAAUCACCCUGAGGUACUGUGAGGGGCUGCAAGGGCAACGUGGGUCUGCCAGGGGGAGCAGCAACUGUGAGUGGAUGGGCAGCAGCAGCAGCAACAGCAACAGCAGUGAGAAGAAGAGGAAGGGGAAGGUGCCGGCUUAUCUGAAGGCGUGGCCGGGUGGAGUGAAUCUGGUGGCAUGUCUGCGAGAAAUGCUGCUGGGGGAGCCGUGCUACCGCCCUGCCUCCCAUGCUGCAAUGUCCGCCCCUGCUACUGCUUCCACCCAUUCUGCUGCUGCUAUGGCUUCUUGUCCUACUGCCCCUCCCAACCCCACUGCAAUAAGCAUCAGUGCUGCUACUGCUGCUGCUGCUGCUUCAGAUGUCCAAGGCUGUGUGUGCGGUACUGCAGGGUGUGCGAGGGUGGAAGGUGGUUCUGUGAAGCUGAGGAGGUGCGGUGGGUGUGGCAAGGUAGCGUAUUGCAGCAGAGAGUGCCAAAAGGCGCACUGGCCCUCCCACAAGCUCGCAUGCCCCGGCAGGAGCAGUGGGAAGAGGAGUGGGAUGGAUGCGAGCAAGGGUGGCAGCAGCCAGCAGCAGUAG